CCGUAAUUAUAAUCUUUGGGGUUAGAGAACUUGGAGAAUUUUGUUAUUUAUACUGAGUUAAAUAUUUUCUUCAAAGCAUGAGAUAAAAACAUACAUAAACUUCAGGAAUAUGUACGAAUUAAAAGCAUGUUCUGUAUGCCUUAGUACAGGUGUGAAAUUUGUGAAUAUAGAUAGUGGUCCAUUAAGACAUGAAUACAAUCUCGUUUCCGGUCUGAAGACAAAUCCAGAAAGUGGUUUACCACACCAUCUUUGCAUAGAGUGUGCAACAUUCAUAAAAAAAUUUAUGAAGUUCAGAAAUAAGUGUCAAAGAGCUUAUUAUACAUUACUGGAAAUUUUAAACACAAAUUGUGAGAUCACUGAGCAAGUUUUAAAAGCAUUGAAUAAACAAAGACUUAAAAUUAAUCCUUCUUUAUCAUAUUUGGCAUCAAAUAAUCCAAGAGUAAAAUAUGAAGUUGUUAAAUUUAAAUGGUUAAAAGAAAGUCGGGUACCUUUAGAAUGUAAUAAAAUACAAACAUUGCACUAUAGCACCUUAUAUGAUGAAACUCCUCAAGAACAAAUAGAAAAUAAAGUAACUGAAGUUGAAGUGAAUGAAACUAAUGCAUUUAACAAUUUAGUGGAUGAAACUGUAUCUGAUGAUGAUUAUUUUAAUGAUAAUUCACAAAAGGAUGAUGAUGUUGAUGGCUCUAACUUAGAGGAGGAUUUUGCAGUUGUUAUGCCAAUAUCUAGGAAAGAAGCGGAAGCUGUUGCAGAAAUAUAUAAAAUGUUGUCUCAAGGAAAGUUUCAGUGUAAAGUAUGUGGAAACUCAUAUUACACAGAGGCUCGUUUAAAAGUGCAUAUGAGAAUGCAUGAUACUAGUUUGAGUGGUAAAUAUUUUUGUGAGCUAUGUAGUUUUUAUUACAAGACAUCAUUUCAAUUGAAGACACAUAUUUCUGGGAAACAUACAUACAAGUACCUAUGUAAGAAAUGCCCGGAAGUCAGUUUUGAUAGGACAUCAGCAAAGUCACAUUACAUUUGGAAUCAUCUUAAAGACAUUCCAAAGUCCAAACUUGGAAAGAGAAAAGCAAAAAAUUACUCGCAUUCUGCUCAAAAGAGGAAGAAGCUACCUUCGGAUUUCCCUCUAUGUUUGCCUGUUAGCCAAGAGGAUCAAUACAGACUUGUAAAGGAGCGACAACAAUCGAAGAAUUACAUAGAGUCGCCAUUUAAAUGUGAAUUAUGUUAUAAAGGUUUUCGGGAACCGGCUACGUACGAUAAACAUAUGAAGAAACAUGACCCGGCGAUAUCAGGUCAAUACCAAUGUGACGUGUGCAAGGUGUACGUAAAAAAUACAAGACAGAUAUACAAACAUAUGGCAAGGAGUCACAUUCAUAAGUAUUCCUGUCAGGAAUGUCCCUUCACAUGUUUUUGUAGAGGACAAGCAAAAAUGCAUUACAGAUGGCAUAAGAAUGUUACGUACUCGUGCCCACAUUGUAAUAAGGAAUUUGUAAAAGCUUCAACCCGUCUUACGCAUAUACGCAUAAAGCAUCCAUCUACAUUUGUAUGCACGAUAUGUGGACACAGUUUUGUGAGCGAAUCCGGGUUGUAUUGCCAUAAGAAGAUCGCACAUACAAAAGAGGAAAUGGAUGCAAGCUCCAAACUGAAGACGGACAUUGAAACGACUAGCUCUUUGUACUGUGCUGAGUGUCAACUUCAGUUUCAUAGUGAGGCGGCCUUCGUCACACACUUUGGUAGUUCUAAUAAACACGCUUCAACCAAUCUUUCAAUAAAACCGUCGCGUGGCGAAGAAACGCUUGUGAACGGAAAGGCCAGUACGCGCCCGCGGGGAAGACCGCGAAGAGAUGUCUCAGAAGUUCUUAAUAACGGUACAUCAACGGCUGGAAACUGUGAUAUAUGUAAGAAAUACCUAUCAAACGACGUUCAAGCUCGCAAGCAUUACGAAUCGGAACAUCCAGGCGCAGAAUAUCUAAAGCGAUACAUGUGUGAUAUAUGCGGACACACCACUAAGCAAUACGCGAACCUUAUGGUUCACAUGCGUACACAUACGCGCGAAAAGCCGUACGCCUGUCCGUACUGCGAUCGUCGGUUCAGUAUGGUCAGCAACCGGGAUCGCCACAUUGUCGUACACACAGGUGAAAAAAGAUAUGAAUGCCAGCAUUGUGGACGUCGAUUCACGCAAAGUAGCGCUGUCAAACUACACAUCCAAACCGUCCAUCUCAAAAUCCCUUACGCACCUUGGGACAAGAAGAAUAGGAAGAGAAGGAAAGAGAUGGAAACAUCUCUCGCCUCUGUCGCACAGCCAAAGGCGCCCGACACGCAAGGGGAGUAUAUUAAUGCGUAUAUGUUUAAUUUAUAAGUAUGAUUGUAAUAUUACUCCGCCGCGGCUUAGUGGUGGCGAUUGCUUAUAAUGCAGAGGCAUUAAAAGCUGAAACACUUGCCUUUAAUAUAGACUGCCCCUUAUAGGCUCAAACAGUUGGUAACUAUUGGGACUAACGAUAUUAAACUUUUUAUUAAUGUGGACUGAGACUGAAAUGAAAUGUUUUAUUUGUACUGAUCUGCCUAAGUUUUAUCUUUAUUUUUAUCUUUUGAACUAAAAGGGUUUACAAUUUGUGGUGUUAUUUUUUUUGACAUUUGAUUGAUUGUAUUAAAAAAAAUUAUCAUUAUAAAUAAAAAAUAAUAAUAAUAGAUUUUUUAUAAAUAAAAACAAAUGAAUUGUAUAAAAAAAACUGUAUUUUAAAUUACAUAAUUUCUUUAUUUAUAUUGUGAUUUUACUUUUUAAUUUCAUGCAUGUGGAAAGGUCUGUAAGGAUGGAUAUUUUAUGAUUAAAUAAUUUAUGUACA
Molecule: messenger RNA, 2834 nt
Organism: Pieris napi
Lineage: Eukaryota; Metazoa; Arthropoda; Insecta; Lepidoptera; Pieridae
Product: zinc finger protein 225-like
Exons: 13
Coding region: 110-2350 (746 amino acids)
Biological process (GO): regulation of DNA-templated transcription
Cellular component (GO): nucleus
Molecular function (GO): zinc ion binding; RNA polymerase II cis-regulatory region sequence-specific DNA binding; DNA-binding transcription factor activity, RNA polymerase II-specific
Source: RefSeq, a predicted model, not a curated record